Drosophila willistoni is the source of this 4782-nucleotide messenger RNA. RefSeq names its product protein PAT1 homolog 1 (gene Patr-1). The record is from RefSeq and is a predicted model, not a curated record. The transcript has 5 exons. Bases 80 to 3175 code for a protein of 1031 amino acids. Gene Ontology annotation, biological process: deadenylation-dependent decapping of nuclear-transcribed mRNA; P-body assembly. Gene Ontology annotation, cellular component: P-body. Lineage: Eukaryota; Metazoa; Arthropoda; Insecta; Diptera; Drosophilidae. Gene Ontology annotation, molecular function: RNA binding.
UUGUGGCAACUCUGGUGACAACUUGUCACUUGAAAGUCAUGAUAAUUUUUUUUAAGAGAAUCGCUUUUCUUUUUUGACGAUGGACGACUCGUUUUUCGGAUUCGAUUCGACAAUACCGGAUGACGAUGGCGGCGACGGCGGUCCUAUGGUCGAGGAAGAGUACGAUGCCUUGAACGAUGAAACAUUUGGGUCUGCCAUAAAUGGCGAUUGGGAGGAAGCCCACGAAUCGCUUGUGCGGCUUGGGGGGAGUGGCGAGAAAAUUCGCAGAAGGCGCCUUGAUGGAGACGGAUUAGAAGUUGGUAAUCUUAUUGAGCACGGAGGCAACGGGGAUUUGAACUUUCGGCAACAACAUGCCCACCUGAAUUCAUCGGCUCCCACAUCCUCAAGCAGCUCCACACCAGCGGCGCCGGCGGGACAAUUUAAUCUGUCUUACAACUCGCACUUUGGCGGUCCACGUAAUGUAGGUGGCUCCGAUGACUUAGAGCUCAACUUGUCGACAAUGAAGCUGGACGACGUUGACAUGUCCUCGUUUGGUGAUAGCGAUACCAAUGCCAGCGUGGGUAAUCGAGUCAACUUGGAUGCUGCUGUGUGGGCGGAACCAUUGUUCCGGGAUAAUUUACGUAGUGCGUUUAAGCCACAAAUAAAACCGAUGCCAGAGCCCAAUGCCAAUGUCCGAGUACAGCAAAUGCAACAUCCGGCUGUUCCUAAAAUCUCAACACUAGAGGAUAUUGAACGCAACUUGAUCAUACAACAAGCAAUACAGAAACAACAACAACAACAGCAGCAGCAACCACAACAACAACAGCAAAUCUCAGAUCGUAAGAUCUUUGAUGACUUUAACCUGGCCAAUAGGCAUCAUUCGGCCACACCAACUUUACCCCAACAUAUGCAACAGCAGCAGCAGCAACUACCACCACAGCAACAACAGCCACAACUGCAACAGCACAAAGCUCCCCCUGGAUUCCUAGCUGGUCAACAACAGACAUCUCCACCAAGGGCGAACAUGGGGUUCCAACCUUUACCGGGAUCGGGACAAAUGGGACCUGGUCCUAUGCCAGGUCCUGGUCCUGGUCCUGGCCUAAUGCCAACACCACAAUCGCAGCAGCAACAGCAGUUAAACGGAAUGCCUGGAAAUCGAGCGCCGCCUGGAUUUAUAUAUCCACCAAAUAUGUCGGCAAAUCUGCCACAACAUCAUCCACUACUCCAGCAGCACUUUCCGCUUGGUGUCAAUCAGCGACCACUGCCAAAUCCACAUCAUCUGCCCACAGCACUCAACAACUUUGCCAUGCAUCCCAGCUUUAAUGCAAUGCGAGCCUCUGGCAUGCAUCCAGCGGCAGCGGCGCAGGCUUUUAUGCAACAACAGCAACAACAACAGCCUCGCAUCCCGCCCCAACAAAUGCACCCAAACAAUCUGCUCAAUCAGCCGCCCAACUCAAUGUACAACAUGUUUAAUAUGCGACUUGUGCAGGAAAUCCAACAGAAUCAUCCACUGCUUCAGCAUAAUGCUGUAGUAUCACGCCAACAGCAACAGCAGCAACAACAAAAUCGUGCCGGAUCCGUGAUGAGUGAUCGCCAGAAGCUGCAGCAACAGCAACAGCUUCAAUUGCAGCUCCAGCAACAGCAGCUUAUCAAUCGUCGCAAUGACCCGAGCGGCGUCGUAGGCUUGGGAGCAAAUGGUAAUCUUCCCCAGAAUGAUUACGAUGAAUACGCCAACCUUAUGAGUACACGCGACAAACAUUGGCUGAUCGGAAUUCAAUUGUCCCAAUUGAAUACGGACACCCCUUACAUUGAUGACUACUACUACACUGUGUACAGGGAGCGCAAGGCCGAGCAAAAUGGUCAAGUGCGUCAUAGUCAGGCGCACAAGGAUAAUCAAUUGAAUCAUCCAUUGACCCAGCCCAGGGGCCAUGCUCAGUUGAUUCUUGUUCAGUUGGGCAACAAGAAUGGAUCACGCAAUGGCCAUGGGCAUCGUGAGCGUCGCAAUUCUGAAAAUACUAGUGGCAAUCACUCAACUGGCGGCGGUUCGAAUAGUGGGAGUGGCAGUGGUGUGGGCGGUAAUACCAAUAAUAUACCCAAUUACAUUUUCUCCCCAUUGAAAUUUGAGAAUUCCCUGGGCAAACUGCAAUAUGGCAGUGUGACAGCUCCAAGGAAAAUAAUUGAUGCCGAUAUUAUGGGCAGUGAUGCAACGGCAGAUGGUAGUACCGCAUCGUCCGGAUCGACCACAUCAAGAACCACAAAUGCUGCCAAUGUUAAGUCCAAUGCAGAUACUCCAUUGCUACCGGGCACUGGAACUGGCUGUGAGGUGACACCGAGCAGCAUGCGUAAAUCGCGUCACAUUUUGCUGCACAUUGAGACACUUUAUCGGUAUCUAUUGAAACUGGAGGACCUGGAGAAUCCAGAUGUUAUGGCGACUAUAGUGUUGAAAAAGAAGAAGGAAGCCGAACGCAUUGCCGCACUAGAACAACUUGAGAUGGCCCACAAGACACCAGAAGAACGUGCCGCCGAGGCUGCGAAUCCGCAGUCCAUGAAUCCGCAGCUUAAAAACAAAUUUAACUAUGAAAUCGAGCCAAGUGCUGUGCUGGUGAAUAAAUUAAAGGCGGGCUUAACAUUCGAUAAAGUUCUCGCCAUGAUGAAUGUGAGAAAGGGCAAGAUACUCUUACGCCGGAUUAUGCCAUUCAUUUCGGGUCAGAGUGUAUGCUGGACUGUCUGGAGCGGUAUAUUCUGUUCUCUACAAAAUGUCGUUAAGAAGGACAGAGACGAUAUCGAGGGAAUAGUCUAUGCUCUUUAUCCUGAGUUUAAGAAACACAUUGGCGAUGCCAAUUUCGAAACGCUGGUUACUCUUUCGUCAGCUGUGACACUCAAUGACAAGAAGUUGACUGGCAUCUUUUGUAGCCGCUUUGGCAUACUGUCGCUGGUUGCUUUAAUUCUACGUGCACAAGCCAUUUACGUGUCUGGCAGUGAUGCAACAUUUGGUGAGGAGAAUAAACAAAAGUGGCGAGAAUUUCUGGCCCAGGUUGCAUCCUGCUUGAAUCGCACCAUACAAAAUCAGACCAUUUCAGCAGCCAUUGAAUCGGAUGCAAUCCAACCGCUAAUGGAUCAUUUUGCGCGAUUUAAAGAUUUAAAAUUAGAUGCCCUAUUGGCCUUAAUAACCGAGGCCAAACAUCAGAUCGAUUAAGUUACGGAAGUAUGUUUUGGGGUUUUUAUUUUUUGUUUUUAUUAUCGUGUCUUCAUUUUUCGCGCGCGCAAUUUUGUAUGUUAACGAAAUUUGUACGAUUUUUAUAUAAGCAAAAACAAAACAAACAAAAAAACAAAACUCUAAGUUCGCUUUGUUCAUUCGAUCCAAUGUAUAUGCAUAUGUAUUGUGUGUAAGAAUUAUGUAUCAAUUACUUACAUAUGCAUUUCUGUGUUUACUUUAACACGUUCUACACGUCGUAAUAAGCAAAAAAGAUUGCAAACAUCAGGGUAUAUCGAAAUCUCUCUCGCUAGGAGUAGAUUUUGAAGUCACUUGAUAAAUGUACUCAUGAAUUAUAUAUACAUAACUAGGUUUUGAAAGCAAAAGAAAAAAACACAAAUUGUUAAAUUAAAAUACUUCUUUUAUCCAAAUUAAUAUGCACUUUACGAAAAGAAACAACAAGAAUUUCUUUUUAAUGGCAUGAUAAGUUUUGCUCAUUGUACAUAUAUCAUUUUUGUAAUUGAUAAGGAAAACUUGUCCAGCAUUUUCUUUUGAUAGAGAUUUAUAUAGAAUUGAGCGACCUCCCUGUUUCAUUACAAUUCCUUUUUUUUUUUUUUAUAUGUAUACGUAUAUAUGAUUUUAAUUGUUAGCAUUACAAUGGAAAUUGCAUAGAGUUUACUUAAGUUUAGACAUUUUUAAAGCACCUAAAACGCAUACAGGCAUUCAUCAUCUUUGCAAAACAUAUAUAUCGUUUAUAUACAUAAUUAAGUCGAUGCAUGGAUACAGAAAUACAAGCAUAGAAAAUAGCUAACUACGUAAUUAAUUUGCUGGAUCUGUAAAUAUCGGUCGUAAAAUGUUUCAUUGAAAUUAAAGUGAUGAUAUAGGGUUUAUUUGAAUCAAAAGCGUUCAUCACGACGAAGACAUUCAGCAUAAAUGUUAUUUGCAUUGUGAGACAAGCACAUUCAUUAUUUAUUUGUUUACUAGAUAACAAAACAAAAAAAAUAACAAAAAACAAAAUCAAUGUUCAAAAUUGUGAUAAAUUUUGACUUUUGUAAGACAAAAAUUGUACUUGAAUUCAUUCAUCUUGUCCCCUAUUUAUCUAUAUAUUUUGAAAAACAACUAACGGAUAAAUAUUUGUUGUAAAUUCCGCUGUCGAAAGGGGUUUAAUUUUAUUGUAUCUUUUCUUUUUAUGCUUAUUUUCUGGUCUCUUAUAAUUUUCCCUCUUGAAAGUUGUCUAACUUCUUGUGUGUUAUAUGUUGUUUUUUUCGAUAAAUAUUUUAUUUUCAUGUGCUUUAUAAUAAUUGUAUUUAUAUAAAUUCGUAUUAACAUAUAUACUACUUGAAAAGUACGCUUUUUGGAAUCGAAACGAUAAAAUUGGGAGAAAAAAUAUAAAAAAAAAACAGACACACACACACAAAGUAAAACAUUGAAAAUAGAAUACCUAUUUAAGAAGAUAAAUGCUAUGCAAUAAUUAUGGUAGAUGUAUCUGUACAACAUGCAAACACUUCAAUAUUUUCUAUAUUUCAAAUAUGUUUGAUGAAUAUUAAACACAGAUAUAAAAUUUAUAUGAUUUCCGAGAGUUUAAUAAAUAAAGCAUAAAAUUUCACAGA